UGAUUAAUGAUUGGUGGCUGAAAAGCUCUGCGCACCCUAACUUGCUGUGGGAUUGACUGACAGAUUCCUUGGCCAAUCACGACGUGACCUUUUUCCAUUUUAUGCUCUGUCUAAUGUCGUUAUCCUAUCAGCAUCUGCCUUUCUCCUCGAGCUCAUAAUGGAAGGGAGACUGCUAAGCCAAUCAGAUUUCUGGAGCGGUACAACGGGGCAGACGCCUGAGCCAAUAGUAGCUAAGAUACGGAGCUUAUUCAAGCACGGCUGAGAGACAAACGAGACGAGAAGGAAAGUUUUAUACGAGAGAUCUUGCUUCAACUUCCACUGUUCCGGAUGACUGCCAUUUCCUAAUUACAUUCUGAACAGAAGAUAUUGACAUCUGAAAACGUUUUGCUAUCUUCUUAUAGCCGUCUCCAGCUUUAUUGUUACAGCAGAAGUUGAAGGAUCAUGUCCCAAACAGCAAAACAUCUAACUGGAGUAUUGCAUCCUGUGACCAAAACGCAUAGUGGGAAUUUUAUAGUAGCUGUCAAACAGGAGAAGGUUGAUGUGCCCAGACCAAGUGGAGAAAAGGGCACAGUAGCUGAGGAAGAGCCAGUGAAGAAGAGAGGAUGGCCCAAAGGGAAGAAAAGGAAAAAAAUCUUGCCUAAUGGGCCAAAAGCACCGGUUACUGGUUAUGUGAGGUUUCUGAAUGAACGCAGAGAACAGAUUCGAACACAACAUCCUGAUUUACCUUUCCCAGAGAUAACUAAGAUGCUAGGAGCAGAGUGGAGUACACUGCCAACGCAAGAAAAACAGAGAUAUCUUGAUGAUGCAGAAAGAGAAAAGCAACAGUACAUAAAGGAACUUAGGGAGUAUCAACAGUCUGAAGCUUAUAAAAUGUGUGCAGAAAAGAUUCAGGAAAAGAAGAUUAAAAAAGAAGAGAGCAGUACCUUGUCUACAGCCGCUGUAUUGAAUGGACACCCACAAAAAGCUGGAGAUUCUCAGAGUGACCUUUUUUCUGCUUUUGAUGUACCGAUUUUUACAGAAGAAUUCUUGGACCAAAACAAAGUCCGUGAGGCAGAACUGAGGAGAUUGCGCAAAAUGAACAUGGAAUUUGAGGAGCAGAAUGCCAUCUUACAGCGACACACUGAGAGUAUGAAUAGUGCCAAAGAGAGGCUGGAACAAGAGCUGGCACAGGAGGAAAGGCAAAUGAUGAUCCUCCAACAACAACUACAAACAAUUCGACAGAUUUUGCUCACAAGUUUCUCAUCCCUCCCAAUUCCAGGAACAGGAGAAACUCCAACAGUGGGUAAUCUAGACCUUUACAUGGCUAAACUCCACAAUGUUAUAGAGGGUAACCCAGUUCAGCAUGAGAAAUUGGUCAUCCGGAUAAAAGAGAUUUUAUCCAGAAUAAAUAGCGAUCAUCUGUAAGAUAUGGUUAUAUAUGGAAAACCCAAGACUAACUGGUUUGAAGUUGAAGAAUAAUAUGUGGCUGUCCAUGAAGAUAAUAGAACAUUUGUAAUUUUUUAAAAUCUAAUGUGUUGCAAAUCUGGGCAUGUAAGAAUACUGUGGUUUUAGGAAAAUAAAAUAUCAAAUAGUUAAUAUCC
Messenger RNA from Hyla sarda, 1580 nucleotides. RefSeq names its product high mobility group 20B (gene HMG20B). Lineage: Eukaryota; Metazoa; Chordata; Amphibia; Anura; Hylidae. The coding region runs from base 442 to 1404 and encodes 320 amino acids. The transcript is spliced from 11 exons. The record is from RefSeq and is a predicted model, not a curated record. Gene Ontology annotation, biological process: regulation of gene expression. Gene Ontology annotation, cellular component: nucleus.